Fonsecaea multimorphosa CBS 102226 is the source of this 891-nucleotide messenger RNA. RefSeq lists its product as uncharacterized. Lineage: Eukaryota; Fungi; Ascomycota; Eurotiomycetes; Chaetothyriales; Herpotrichiellaceae. The record is from RefSeq and is a predicted model, not a curated record. Bases 1 to 891 code for a protein of 296 amino acids. The transcript has 2 exons.
AUGGCUCCCGACAUGUCCUCGAACACCACCACUCUCACCCUUGCAUUGAGAGCUGCGCCACCAAAGUCAGUCACUCUUGAUCCCUACUUCACCCUCCUGUACGAAGACAACAAGAAGGCCUUACUCCACUUCCUCCACCACAAAGCAGCCCUUCCUGUCCAAGACAUGCUCGGGACUCCAAGAUUUGUCGAAUAUCUUUUGAGCAAAGAACCCGGCCCAAAGGUCCAGUACGCAAACCUUCGGCCUGCCUUGUCUGCCAUUCGUUCGUUCUUGGUCAGCUCUCAUGGUGGCAAAAAGCUGUUGGCAUUCUACAAGCAUCUCCUGCAAGUUCAAGGUCGCUGGUUGAUGGCGGCAGCUGAGUUCGUCGGCUUUGAACUCUAUGUCAAGCUCACUCGCGCUCUCUUCAUCACUCGCGAUGACAAGCAGCUCUUGGCCCAUUUCAUGAAGGUCAUCCCCAACGCCCUGUCCAAGCUUGCGAAUUGCAGCAAUGUCGACAGAGCCAGCUUUGAAGCCCAAGUGAACGUCGAAAAGACUCGUCUUCAGGAGGCCAGCGUGGCUGCGGCAGACAGCCUCUUCAACUUCAAAGUCUCCAAGGAGUUCUACUAUACCCACGGAAAACUUCUCACUGCAAUGGAAGUCCAUGAGAAGAAGCUUCAAGAACUGCGUGAGCGGGCUGUGCGCCGUAAAGCUGAACGCCAGGCCAGGAUCCAAGCCGCGUACGCACGAAAUUCAGCUACCCUCAGCCGACAGAUGGGUAUGACAGGUAUGACUCCACACAAUCCACAAGUCGAAGCCUCGGUUUUUCAAUACACCAAACGAAUCCGUGACGAGUUCUUCUCUUUCGGUGAGGACACUGGUGCUGAAGAGCCUCUCGACUUGACCGAUGACUGA